Messenger RNA from Angiostrongylus costaricensis, 693 nucleotides. Lineage: Eukaryota; Metazoa; Nematoda; Chromadorea; Rhabditida; Metastrongylidae. The record is from the annotation of a GenBank genome assembly.
AUGGGUGAGCAGGAGUGUGACCGCCUUCGAAGUCUUCUACGGCUCUCCUUUGAACCCACUAUGCCAGACGGCAGAAAGGAUGCAGGAGUUCUGAUUCUCCUUGACGGAACUCCGAAUGACUACUCUGUGUUCUUAUGUGUACGAUCGCAAGAACUGAGGAGACACCCAGGUGAAGUGUGCUUCCCAGGCGGAAUGCGGGAGAACAGCGAGAAUAUGCAGGAGACUGCCAUCAGAGAAGCGGAGGAGGAAGUGGGCCUAAAGCCGGAAGACUUCGUGUUGCUGGGGAGUCUACCGUCGUUUUUAACUCGCUCCGGAAUACUAAUACAUCCAUCAGUUACACUACUACGACGUCCGUUUCUUCCUCAACUAAACGUGAGUGAGGUACAGCGGACGUUUUGGAUAUCCCUGGAGCGAUUCCUUGACGACUCGUCGCACACCUCAUUCGACGUUGUGCACAACUAUACCGUUCAUAGUUUUAUGGUUCUACUUUUUGCCACAAGUCCUGAAAGGGCCGGUAUGAGUAAUAUAACGUCAAAGAAGAUUUUUGGGCGGAAGGGCACUGUCAACAACCCAAACCUGCGGUCUUCUUCAGAAACAUGGCAUGUGAAUAGAUUUUUUUGUCAUCUGUGCAACAACUGCUUUGAGAUUCUCGUCCACGACUUUAUGUUUUCUCCCUUACGAAUUGCAUACUAA